GUAGAGAGGUAGGGGUGAGGGAACGACCGGGGCCUCAGCCCUGCACUCCGCACAGUCUCGUUGGAGACAAGCCAACAGGCUCGACACUCACAGCGCUUGAAAGUAUGCGGGGCAACUGGGGGCGCGCUGGGAGGCCGCGUGCGCGGGGCCGGGCCUCGCCCGAGGUGAGCACGCGGCCUAACGGCAGGAAGCAGCCGGGCCCGC
Messenger RNA from Chinchilla lanigera (long-tailed chinchilla), 204 nucleotides. Its product is annotated as atherin-like. Lineage: Eukaryota; Metazoa; Chordata; Mammalia; Rodentia; Chinchillidae. The record is from RefSeq and is a predicted model, not a curated record.